Saccostrea cuccullata (small rock oyster) is the source of this 1522-nucleotide messenger RNA. RefSeq lists its product as uncharacterized. Bases 484 to 1413 code for a protein of 309 amino acids. The record is from RefSeq and is a predicted model, not a curated record. The transcript has 2 exons. Gene Ontology annotation, molecular function: translation repressor activity; ubiquitin protein ligase activity. Gene Ontology annotation, biological process: negative regulation of translation; proteasome-mediated ubiquitin-dependent protein catabolic process; protein polyubiquitination. Lineage: Eukaryota; Metazoa; Mollusca; Bivalvia; Ostreida; Ostreidae.
UAUUCCAUUUUAUAAUGAUAGAACUGUUUCAAAUGGAUCGAGGAGUGAGCUCAUAUUCAAUUCUUUGCUGAAGAAAAUGAAAAUAGCUUGCUUCUAUACUGUAUAUUGAAGUUUGGAAUGGGACAUUUGGACAUGGUCAAGUAAUUGGUAUGGACAGGGCCAUUUUAUUGCAAUUAGGGAUAAAAUGAACCUAUCUAUAUUGCUGUUCAUUUAACAAAGUGUUUCCUGAUAUAUGAAGGAACGAAUGUUUUUAUAUACAGCGGGAAAUAAUUUCCAGUUUAUCUAAGGCUUACUGUCAGCGCAGGUAUUUUAUGGUAUUCUUAUGUACACACUGAAGAGGAAGAUUCUUCGCUUCGUGUUCAACAGACGUCCUAGAUUACAGCAGGGAGAAGCAGGUAAAGUUCUCACAUAUUCACUUCAAACAUCUUAUCUAUUUGUUGCAGUUGUUUUGAUUAAUAUUUCCAUUUUUUAACGAUAGACAGGAUGAUACACGUCUUGGAAACCUUAAAGCAGAUAUGGUCCUGGAUUUUUGUCAAGGAAAAUGAAGGUGAUCUAUCGGUAGCUCAGCAAACCAGCGGACCAGAUUCCGAACAACUCUGCUUCAAGACCCUUCUCAAGCAACCCCUCCUAGAAGAGGUUUUCUUUACAAACUGUCAGCCAUUGUGGCGGAUCGGUGUUUGGAACAACUUCAUGUUCAUAAGCGGAGACGACAAAACCAUCAAAAGCAUCGACCAGAUAACCCAUGGCUGCAAAGAUGAACUACAAACACUCUCCGGAAACUCUCCCGACGAUUUUUCGAUAAUCGAUUCGGGAAAAAUCAUUUAUGCCGACUGGCAAGAAAGGCGAAUUUAUUAUUUACAGAAUGGUCAGGUGGACGCCAUGAUAAAUUUGGGUGGCUGGAAACCUUGGGCAUUGUGUUGCUCUAUGGCCGGCGAUAUUUUGGUCGCAAUGCGUUCUGAUGAUGCUAGACGCGCUCGAGUUGUUGGAUACCGAGGGUCUACAAAAACAAGAGAAUACUGCGUUGAUAAUAAAUGCAGGCCUCUGUACGGAUCGCCAGCCUUUAUAGCUGAAAACAAGAAUGGAGACGUAUGUGUGUCUGAUGCUCAUUAUAAUCGCGUCACUGUGGUAAACCAAAAGGGGGUUUUGAAGUUUCAUUACAAUGGGAAGCAAGUGUUGAGGAAGUACCCUGCAUUCUGUCCUAAAGGCAUUACCACGGAUAGCCAGUGUCAUAUCCUAGUGGCCGACCAGCAAAAUAACUGUAUACACAUCCUAGAUCGUAUUGGUCAGCUGGUCAGCUUUAUAACAGACAUAUCUCUGGACGAACCUUACUGUCUGUGUGUUGGAAAAGCCGAUGAACUUUUCGUCGGAGAGUAUCAUAAAGGCCAUAUUAAGAAACUAAGGUAUCUACAGUAAACUUUGAAAAAAUCAGAGAUCUGGGUUUUCGUCUCAUACAUUGCUGAUUUAAAAUAAUUUGUUACCAUUAACUGCAUGUUUAUUAUGUGAUUUGAUAUAAAGAGUCAAU